AUGCCACAAACAGAAGAUUCCAAGCAUGAAAUGCUGAAUAAAUGUUCAGAUUAUUAUCGAACAAAUCAAGUCGAACUCAAAAAAAUUGAAUUAUUUCGUAAUAACUAUACAUCCGAUAAGGCAAUUGAAUGGUAUACUUGCGAUUCCUUUAUUUACAGACUUCUUAACAAGGCUCUAAGAACAGAAGAUAUUGAUUUACUAUAUUUAUUUCGGUUUUAUAUUAUUGAUUUAUGUUCACAAAUAGAACAAGAAAGCAAGAGAAAAGUAAUUGACACUGAAACAUUCACACUUUAUCGAGGUCAACAGAUAUCAACAGACGAAUUUAAUAAAUUAAAAGCCAAUGUUGGUGUUCUUAUAUCAAUAAAUGGAUUCUUUUCGACCAGCCGUGAUAUGAGUAUAGCUCAAGGAUUUAUAGCAGGUGCUAACGAUACAGAUUAUAUGAAAACAGUUCUAUUUGAAAUAAAAGUUCAAUCUAAUCUUGAAAAAGUUAUGUUUGCUGAUGUUGACCAAUAUAGUCGAAUACAAGGUGAACAAGAAGUGUUGUUUAGUGUUGGAGCUGUGUUUAAGAUUGACAAUAUCCAGUUCGAUCUAUAUCUACAACUAUGGAAAAUUGCAAUGACAGCAACGGAUGAUGGUUUAACAAAUAUUCAAAACUAUGUUAAUUCAAUCAGACAAGAAAUAGAUGAUAUCAGUCCAAGUAUUUUAUUUGGAGCUCUUCUUUUUAAUGAGAUGGGACAAAUUGAUAAAGCAGAAAAAUAUUUUAAUAUGUUGUUAAAAACAUUGCCAAGAGAUCAUCCAGAUGUUCCUGAUGCUUAUGACCAAAUUGCUAAUAUUUUUGCUGAACAAGGAAAAUUGAAUAUGGCAUUAGAAAACUAUACACAUGCAUACGAAAUACGUCAAGUCCGAUUUCUUAAUGAUGAUAUCCACAUAGCAAACUCCUUACAUAAUCUUGGUUUCAUCCAUAAACAAAAAGGUGAAUAUGAUAAAGCAAUGGAUUAUUAUAGAAAAGUUCUAGCUAUUGAUGAAAAAAAUUAUCCAAAUGACCAUGCCAAUAAAACUCAUACUAUGAUAUGUAUAGGUAUGGUAUAUAAUCUAAACAAAGAAUAUGAUUUUGCAUUAGAUUACAUGAUGAAAUCAUAUGAAAUGUAUAAAAGACUGUUACCCUAUCAACAUCCAUAUAUUUCAUCGACUCUGUGGAAUAUUGGAGAAGUUUAUAAAAAUAAAUUAGAAUAUGAUUGUGCACUUGAAUUUUAUCAUUCUGCGUUGGAGAUGAACGAAAAGAUUUUACCCAAUGAUCAUCCAGAUCUUAAGAAGAAUUUAGAUCAAAUUACUGAAUUAUACACAGAAAAGGGUGACUAUGCGCAGGCUUUGAAUUAUUGUCAAGAAAAGCUGACUAUCUUAAGGAGUGUAUUAGAAGAAAAUCAUCCAAGAAUUGUUCAUAUUCUAAUGAAGAUCAAUGAUUUAGCAGAACUUUCUAAUGGAGGAUUGGACCAAUAUAGUUCAGCUUAA
This is a messenger RNA of Rotaria sp. Silwood2, 1509 nucleotides long. The record is from the annotation of a GenBank genome assembly. Lineage: Eukaryota; Metazoa; Rotifera; Eurotatoria; Philodinida; Philodinidae.